UUCGAAAUUACAUCUCUGAGGCAUUUCGGUCAGUCUCGUUUCAAAAUUUGUUUUCCUAAAUUGUUUACUUAGAUCCUGGGUCUCUGCAACACACAAUCCAUAGGGCUUUUUUCUUCUAAUCUUAUCUAUCUGUUAUACAGUGCAUUCCGUUAAAAAUUUCAUUUAAAAAGUAGUCGAAAGAAAACCAACACAUAAACGCAAUCGAAAUGCUUUUGGCCCGCUUAACCCAUGUGCUGCCAGGGCGAUCGCUGCGCUUUUUGGGCCAGAAAGGAGCACCCCGUCUUUGGAGCUCCACCCAGUCCCCGAUCACGAGUAGUUCCAGGAGGAUGCCCACCUUGGCACAGGGAAAAUCCGGGAUGCCCAAGAGGGAUAUGCAGGAACUUGCAAUGAGAAAGUACUCCAGGGAGUCGAGGGAUCGCGACCGCUCCCACUUGGAGAGUCGUACCAGGGGACCCUCUCUCAAGGAUCGCAUGAUGGGGCCUCCCAGUGAGAAUGCCUACUCCAUGGGCAAAGGAGCUGCAGCCGGAGCGGCCCUGAUGGGCCUCGUGGGUCUGUGCUACUACGGUUUGGGUCUUUCGAACCAGCCCAGUAUCUACGAUCACUCGGUGGUCUGGCCCCAGUAUGUGAGGGAUCGCAUCCAUGCCACCUACGCCUAUUUUGGAGCCUCCUGCGGCGUAACAGCUGCUUCGUCCGUUGCCGUAUUCCAGUCGGACGCCUUGAUGUCCCUCAUGAUGCGUUCGGGGUGGAUUGCCUCAUUGGUUACCCUGGGGCUGGUGAUGCUCAGCGGGGCCGUUGCCCAGGGCAUCGACUACCAGCCAGGAUUCGGAGCCAAGCAGCUGGCCUGGCUCGUCCACUGUGCCGUCCUGGGGGCGGUCCUGGCGCCCAUGUGCCUGCUGGGUGGACCCAUUCUGACCAAGGCCCUUGUCUACACCGGCGGCAUCGUGGGGGCCCUGUCCACGGUGGCCGCCUGUGCCCCGAGCGAAAAGUUCCUAAACAUGGGCGGGCCCCUGGCCAUCGGACUUGGCGUGGUCUUUGCCUCCUCACUGGCCUCCAUGUGGCUGCCGCCCACCACUGCGGUCGGCGCGGGUCUGGCCAGCAUGUCCCUGUACGGCGGACUGAUCCUGUUCAGCGGGUUCCUUCUCUACGACACCCAGCGGAUCGUAAAGUCAGCGGAGCUGCAUCCUCAGUACAGUAGCUCCCUGUAUGAUCCGAUUAAUCAUGCCCUGGCCAUAUACAUGGAUGCCCUGAACAUCUUUAUCCGCAUCGCAAUUAUUUUGGCGGGUGACCAAAAGCGAAAGUAAUGAAAAAUAAUUAACUCACAAUCAGAAAAUGAUACCAGCGGGCUGAAGGGUACCCAAAUAUCGUACGCAUACAUUAAAUAGUAACUUCUUUGGAUUGACAAUUUGUGAGCUGAUUAAACUUAAGAUUUCAGAAAAUUUAA
This is a messenger RNA of Drosophila biarmipes, 1441 nucleotides long. RefSeq names its product growth hormone-inducible transmembrane protein (gene Mics1). The transcript has a single exon. Gene Ontology annotation, cellular component: mitochondrial inner membrane. Lineage: Eukaryota; Metazoa; Arthropoda; Insecta; Diptera; Drosophilidae. The coding region runs from base 207 to 1301 and encodes 364 amino acids. The record is from RefSeq and is a predicted model, not a curated record.